AGUGGGUGUUGCUCCCGUGAGGCUGUGCGGCACCGUGACCCCUGACCUCCCUCUCUGGCCGCUGCUCCGUGAGACAAGGCGCAGAAUGGCUCCCCGAAAAGGAAAGGAGAAGAAGGAAGAGCAGGUCAUCAGUUUGGGACCACAGGUGGCUGAGGGGGAGAAUGUAUUCGGAGUUUGCCACAUCUUUGCUUCCUUCAACGACACCUUUGUCCAUGUAACGGACCUGUCUGGCAAGGAGACCAUCUGCCGCGUCACGGGUGGAAUGAAGGUGAAGGCCGACAGGGACGAGUCCUCCCCGUACGCUGCCAUGCUGGCUGCUCAGGAUGUGUCUCAGAGGUGCAAGGAGCUGGGCAUCACUGCUCUACACAUCAAGCUGCGAGCCACUGGUGGCAACAGGACCAAAACCCCUGGACCGGGUGCACAGUCAGCCCUAAGAGCCCUAGCUCGAUCCGGGAUGAAAAUCGGGCGUAUUGAGGAUGUCACCCCAAUCCCCUCGGACAGCACUCGCAGGAAGGGAGGUCGCCGUGGUCGCCGCUUGUAGAAAUUCUACGUCCCUCACAGUAUAAUUAAUAAACAUUUCUGUUAAUAA
Messenger RNA from Hypanus sabinus (Atlantic stingray), 589 nucleotides. It is a transcript of the gene rps14, whose product is annotated as ribosomal protein S14. Gene Ontology annotation, molecular function: small ribosomal subunit rRNA binding; structural constituent of ribosome; mRNA 5'-UTR binding. The record is from RefSeq and is a predicted model, not a curated record. Gene Ontology annotation, biological process: ribosomal small subunit assembly; maturation of SSU-rRNA from tricistronic rRNA transcript (SSU-rRNA, 5.8S rRNA, LSU-rRNA); translation. NCBI's taxonomy places the organism in Eukaryota, Metazoa, Chordata, Chondrichthyes, Myliobatiformes, Dasyatidae. Gene Ontology annotation, cellular component: cytosolic small ribosomal subunit; ribosome. The transcript has 5 exons. Bases 86 to 541 code for a protein of 151 amino acids.